UUCUGUUUUGUGAAAUAACUUGAAAUAUUUGAAGAUUUUGAACUCGCUAUGAGUAUCGAGCGCGCUCGAGCUUGCGUCGGGCCCUCGCCCGUCACCAAGCGCCUCUGCGCUACCAUUGUGUUUUUCAUCGGUGUAAUCUGUGUUUUUGGAGGUUAUUUAUUCUGCCACAUGUCGCGAAACGAUGUAAAGAGGAGCAACGAAAUCGUAUCAUUCAACUUGACGAUCGCAGCCGAGAAUUUGUACAAAAAAGCGAAGAGAAUUCCGCCAAAAGCCAUCCUUCACAACGACCCGGAGAAGGUGACGGCGAGACUCCUGGACAUCUUUAACUGCUCGCAGGCGGACUGUGGGACAAUUAGUCACUAUAAUGUGGCAGAGUUUAUGAAACGUUCCAUCAACUUGAAGGUUAUCAGACUAUUGAAAUCUGUGAAUAAUGCCACUAUGUAUUUGGACUCCUUGAGAUGACAUUAGAUGAUUUCUCACUAGGUGUAUGACUGUUCAAUUAUCAGGUAUAUUCAUAAGGGCGUCCACUGGCGUGGGCGGGUAAUGGUGAGGGCCCCGCAUUCGGGUGCCAUUUUAGGUAAUAUCCGUUGCACGCGUCCGCGCGUUGCCGAUACUAUUUUUCGUUAACUCGCUCCAGCUAGCGGACGCCCUAAGAGAUAAUACGAUUUCUAAAAAUGUGCCUUUCCAUAGAAGAAGGCCGAAGGGUCCUAAUGCUCAUUUCUAGUUACGGAAAUAUGAACGUUUUUGUAAAAUAAGUACUUCAAUAUUAUCAUUUUCUUAUUUUCUGCUUAAUAAUAAAAAGUAGGAAUAGGCGUGCUUUUCUAGCUUAGUUUCACUCGUAUACGUUAAGAGUCCCCGGCAAGCUCGGUUCUCCAUACAAACGUAGUUCCGCUCUCAUUUUAAAAUAGAUUGCUCUGAAACUUUGUAAAUACUUAGAAUAGGAAGUAUUCUGUCUGUAAUUAGUUUAUGUAGCUUCAGAUACAAAAUUUAAAAAAAAUACAGCGAAUUUAAGUUUUUCAUACAAAACUUUUGCUCUAUUUCGUUUGCUUUAUAAACUAAUUACAGACCUAGAUAUACCUCGUCAUUGUAUGUGCAAUGUUUCAUUACAAUCCAUCACAUAGUUAUAAAAUGAGAACGAAACUCCGUUUGUAUGGGAUGGUGAAAUUCGGCCGAGCUUGCCGGGGACUCAAGUAUUUAUGUUUAAAUUGGUUUCAAAGUUUAGUUAAAAAGGGUCCUUAUGCUAGUGCGCACAAAAAUCAUAAAGCUAAUGAUUAACAUGUAUUAUUUUGGGACGUUUUUCUAUGUACAAGCAAGUGCGGAAUAUUUUUCGACAAUUUGGUGAGCUCUCACGGUUUAUUUUAAUAAUCAAUGAUAUACAUAAUUUUGGCAUUUCAUGCCUUAAGGUUCCUUAUACUCGUUAUGGAGUUAAGCAUGGAUCCUAAAUCUACGUUAUAUAGGCUACCUAAUACAAAACAAAUUAUGACUCUUAAGUACCAUACUUAAAAAAAAAAAAAAAAACAUCAAACCUACACAUCUUAAACCGCGUUUUUGAGAAAAACGCAUUUUAAAUAUGUUUCCGUUGAAAGUUAUAGAUGAUGAUUGAUUAUGUAUCUUAAGGUGUUUUUCUUUGAAAUACACCAAUGUUUAUUACUCAUUAUUGUUUUUACCCUUGGGGUACGGAACCCUAAAAAAAGAAUAUUCUAUUAAAUAUGAAUAUGUUCUGCCUAUAAAAAAUGUGAUUUAUAGUUAGUCAAACCAAUUUGUCAGUCAGUAACAAUCAGGAAAAUUAUACUCGUCCCUUUCUUUUAGGUGCUAGUACUAGUGUAAGACAAAGAUAGUAUGAUUCUCUCUGUCCGUUUGAAAUGAAACUGCCCUUUGACAAACUA
Cydia strobilella is the source of this 1886-nucleotide messenger RNA. RefSeq lists its product as uncharacterized. The record is from RefSeq and is a predicted model, not a curated record. The transcript has 2 exons. The coding region runs from base 49 to 462 and encodes 137 amino acids. NCBI's taxonomy places the organism in Eukaryota, Metazoa, Arthropoda, Insecta, Lepidoptera, Tortricidae.